Messenger RNA from Mercurialis annua (annual mercury), 491 nucleotides. RefSeq names its product stamen-specific protein FIL1-like. The transcript is spliced from 2 exons. NCBI's taxonomy places the organism in Eukaryota, Viridiplantae, Streptophyta, Magnoliopsida, Malpighiales, Euphorbiaceae. The record is from RefSeq and is a predicted model, not a curated record. The coding region runs from base 50 to 328 and encodes 92 amino acids.
ACUAAUCACCACAAACAAAUAUAAUCAAACAAAUAUUCAAUCAGCAACAAUGGCAGCUCUCAAAUCCAUUCUAGCAGUAGUGGCUGUUUUGGUUAUUUCAGUACUGGUGCAGAGUCAGGUAGGCGAAGCACAGCAGAGCUGUCCUGCCCAGCUGACCAGCCUAAAUGUAUGCGGCCAAUAUGUGGUGCCUGGUGCCACUGCCGACCCAAGCCCUCAAUGUUGCACUGCGCUCCAAACUGUCGAACAUGAUUGCCUCUGCAACACCCUCAGGAUCGCCGCUCGUCUCCCUUCCCGCUGUAGCAUGCCACCUCUUAACUGCGGCAACUGAUGACAAACAUAUGCGUGGUGGAAGCAGGAGAAUAGCCUAGGAAUAAUGGCAGCGUCGGUGUUAUGGAUCUCUAUUUUAAAAUUAUAUGUUUCAUUUUCUUUCCAAAUUAAAAUGUAACCCGAUGGGCAGCCAAGCAAAAUGAAUAAAAUGUAGUACUUCUUAA